Messenger RNA from Jatropha curcas, 2221 nucleotides. It is a transcript of the gene RAP74, whose product is annotated as transcription initiation factor IIF subunit alpha RAP74. NCBI's taxonomy places the organism in Eukaryota, Viridiplantae, Streptophyta, Magnoliopsida, Malpighiales, Euphorbiaceae. Gene Ontology annotation, molecular function: DNA binding; RNA polymerase II general transcription initiation factor activity; TFIIF-class transcription factor complex binding. Gene Ontology annotation, cellular component: transcription factor TFIIF complex; nucleus. Gene Ontology annotation, biological process: transcription initiation at RNA polymerase II promoter; positive regulation of transcription elongation by RNA polymerase II. The record is from RefSeq and is a predicted model, not a curated record.
CAAAGAUCAUCUCAAAGUCCAGCGUUUCUCCUCUACCUCCCGCUACCUGCGCCUUUCUCUUUCUCUCCUUCUACAGCCAGUCUUUCUUUACACCUCCCGUCGCCUCAGCAGCAGUCGUGCUCUUCAAGCGUACAAGAGCCAGAUUCUUGUUCAUGCGCGGAGUCGAAUGUAUGUUUGUUGUGCGGGAGAAGAUGAUGUUGGUUGUUAAUCCUUGCAAUCUUGGUUCUUGAAAAAGUGGAGUUCAAUUUUGAAGGUGGAGGAGAAAAUGUCGUUUGAUCUUAUGUUGAAGCCAUCAUGUAGUGGAUGUGGAUCGACCCAAGAGUUAUAUGGAAGCAACUGCAAACACAUGACCCUGUGCUUGACUUGUGGCAAAACCAUGGCUGAGAACCGUGGGAAAUGCUAUGAUUGUGGUGCUACAGUCACUCGUUUGAUUCGAGAGUAUAAUGUUCGAGCAAGUUCUAGCAGUGACAAAAAUUACUUUAUUGGUAGAUUUGUGACUGGGCUACCCAGUUUUUCAAAGAAGAAAAGUGCCGAGAACAAAUGGUCUCUCCAUAAAGAUGGACUUCAAGGACGUCAACUUACAGAUGCUUUGCGGGAGAAAUACAGGAAUAAGCCUUGGAUGUUGGAGGAUGAAACGGGUCAGUCUCAGUACCAAGGCCAUCUUGAAGGUUCACAAUCAGCAACUUACUACCUAUUGAUAUUGCAGGGGAAAGAGUUUGUUGCUAUUCCUGCUGGUUCUUGGUAUAACUUUAACAAGGUUGCUCAGUAUAAGCAACUUACCUUGGAGGAAGCAGAAGAGAAGAUGAAGAACAGGAGAAAGACUGCAGAUGGAUACCAAAGGUGGAUGAUGAAAGCUGCAAAUAAUGGUGCUGCAGCAUUUGGCGAAGUUGAAAAAUUUGAUGAUAAGGAAAGUGGAACUGCUGGUGGAAAAGGUGGCCGUAAAAAACCAGCUGGUGAUGAAGAAGAAGGCAACGUGUCUGACAGGGCGGAGGAAGAUGAAGAAGAGGAGGCAGCAAGGAAAAAUAGACUUGGACUAAACAAACGCAGUGGUGAUGAUGAUGAGGAAGGUCUAAGGGGAGGAGAUCAUGAUAUGGAUGAUGAUGAUAGUGAGAAGGGUGAUGAUUGGGAGCAUGAAGAAAUUUUCACUGAUGAUGAUGAAGCUGUUGGUAAUGAUCCUGAGGAACGGGAAGAUUUGGCUCCUGAGGUUCCUGCUCCUCCAGAAAUCAAGCAGGAUGAAGAAGAUGAAGAUGAAGAGAAUGAGGAAGGUGGACUGAGUAAAUCUGGUAAAGAGUUGAAGAAGCUUCUUGGGAAAGCUGCUGGACUGAAUGAUUCAGAUGCAGAAGAUGACGAUGAUGAUGAGGAUAUGGAAGAAGAUGUUUCUCCUGUCUUGGCUCCAAAGCAGAAGGAUGCACCUAAGGAGGAACCUGUUGACAACAGUCCUGCAAAACCAAUGCCUUCUAGUUCUGCUAAGGGAACCCCGUCUAAUUCCAAGUCAGCAAAGGGAAAAAGGAAAUUAAGUGGUGAUGAUGCAAAAACAUCUAGUGGUGCACCUCAAAAGAAAGUGAAGGCGGAAAAUGACUUAAAACCUACUGUGAAAGAAGAACAUGCGCCUACUGCUAAAAGUAGCCCGACUCCUAAAGGGGCAACUUCAUCAUUGAAACCAGGUUCAACAUCACCUGUCACUGAAGAAGAGAUCAGGGCUGUUUUGUUGCAAAAUGGGCCAGUGACUACACAGGAUCUUGUUGCUCGGUUUAAAUCGCGACUGAAAGGUUCUGAGGAUAAGAAGGCUUUUGCAGAAAUCCUGAGAAGAAUAUCUAAAAUUCAGAAGACCAGUGGAUCUAACUAUGUUGUUUUAAGAGAGAGAUAGAUCUUUUUUCUUUUGUCUGUCUCAUAUAUCUUUAAGAAACUGCGAGCUUAUGCUUCUAACCUUAUACGUGAAUUCUACUGCCGACCCCAAAACUCGCCAAUCUAUGAACUUGAUGCUUGGGAUAUGCUCUUUAGCAUAUGCCAAUUUGACAAGGAAACAUGUUAAUGUAAAAUUUCCUAGCUGCUGUUGAGAAGUCUUUCUUGUUCACUAACUUUUAAUGGUCGUUCUGUAUGUGAUAAUCAGAGCUCGAAUAAUGUUCAUACUUCUGCCCAAAUAAUAUUUUUGGCAUGUGUUUUUAACGAACCAAAACUAUUUCGGUUCAAGCAGAAAAGUGCUAAAAUCCAUUUUGUAGUA